Pseudomassariella vexata is the source of this 814-nucleotide messenger RNA. Its product is annotated as DASH complex subunit Dad3. The transcript is spliced from 2 exons. NCBI's taxonomy places the organism in Eukaryota, Fungi, Ascomycota, Sordariomycetes, Amphisphaeriales, Pseudomassariaceae. The coding region runs from base 264 to 536 and encodes 90 amino acids. Gene Ontology annotation, cellular component: DASH complex; mitotic spindle. The record is from RefSeq and is a predicted model, not a curated record. Gene Ontology annotation, biological process: attachment of spindle microtubules to kinetochore.
GUAAAUUUGAAGGUAGAUACCCAGUAUUUGUAUGAGCAGUUCUGAUUGAUCCAAUGGAUGUAAUGCAGCAGCAGGCGGGAAUUCGAAGUGAUAUUUCUAGUUACUGCGGCACCUUACCCAGAGGUGCGGUACGUACCUACUGUGGUGGCGGGGCUCGAAUUGAGUUUGAAGUCCGCAUUCCAUUAUCGCGACCAAGCGCGUCUUCCCUCACAUUUUGAGGAGUUUGGUAAUUACGCCUCCAACCGCGUCCAAACUCCCCAAAAAUGGCCCAGCCAUCAGCUAAUCCGUUACUAUCACCGCCAGAGCUCACGCCCCUCGAGCAAGAGGUGAUAGAUGAGUAUGAGCGGUUGGCAGAAAACAUGAAGAAGUUGGCGACAGUUCUCGACUCCAUGGCCGGUCAACCAACGACGGAAAUCCUCGACGGGCUGCGCGAACUCGAGCGCAAGACGAGCUUGGUAUUUACCCUGCUGAAGGCGAGCGUGUACAGCAUUGUACUGCAGCAGGAGAUCGACUGGGGUGAUCAGGCACGGCAUUAAGGGGUAGAAAUGUGGAUGCGAAGUUGCUGCGGAACGGGGGCUGGAGCGGAAUGGCGGCUACGAAGACAAAGCAAAUGCAUUUAGAUGGAAAAGCUAAGAGCGUGAAGUAAACAUGGAAUGACAUAGCACGACACAGCAACUGGAAGAAUGAUGCCCGGAGUUGACGAGCAUGAUGAACAUACACAAAUAUACACAGGAGGCGCUGCUCAGCGACAUGCUUUUGCCAUGGCUAGGGGACCUUCUUGUCUACAGAUUCUUUGUUCUUAUACAGGCGGUUA